Molecule: messenger RNA, 769 nt
Organism: Condylostylus longicornis
Lineage: Eukaryota; Metazoa; Arthropoda; Insecta; Diptera; Dolichopodidae
Product: myotrophin
Exons: 1
Coding region: 161-511 (116 amino acids)
Biological process (GO): regulation of barbed-end actin filament capping
Cellular component (GO): cytoplasm; nucleus
Molecular function (GO): protein binding
Source: RefSeq, a predicted model, not a curated record
UCAAAGUAAAAUGAAUGCAAAACUUCCAUCCCAGCGAUGGUAACACGAGUGAUCCCGCACGUCAUAAAAGGAAGCUAGUGUUUUUGUUUAAUUCUAAAUUUAUUACAGAUAUUUUAAGUCUAAUUGCGAGAUUUUACUGAUUUAAAAGAAAAACUUGAAUAUGGCAGAUUUAGUAUGGGGAAUUAAAAACGGAGAACUGGACCAAGUUAAGGAUUAUAUUGAAAAAACGAAUGUUGACUUAAACAAUGAAAUCAGUGGCAGGUGUCCAGUUCACUAUGCGGCAGAUUAUGGCCAAAAAGAAAUAUUAGAAUUUUUAAUAUCCAAAGGUGUUGAUGUCAAUUUAAAAGAUAAACAUGGUAUUACGGCAUUGCUAGCAGCUAUAUGGGAAGGUCAUACAGAAUGUGUCCGUUUGCUUUUGGCAAACGGAGCUGUUAAAGAAGGUACAACACCAGACGGAACCAAUUAUAUAGAUGCUGCUGAAAAAGACGAAAUAAAAGAAUUACUGCGUUAAAAGUAUUUAUUUCAAGAAAGUAGCGUUAGAAAACUUUUUAUACUUAUCAUUCUUUUCUAUAAAUGUAAGUUCAAAUAUAUAAUGAGCAUCUAUAAUUUAUAUUAUUAAUAUAUAGUUAAAAUUGAAGAAAAAAUAGUUUUAACUAAAUAAAAAAUACACUUUGUGGUAAAAAUAAGUAUUGUAAAAUAAAUGUAAGCUUUUUAAUAUUAUUUCUUUAAAACCAGUUUUAUUCAAAAUAAAUUGUAUUUUAAUUAAGUA